Messenger RNA from Ambispora leptoticha, 279 nucleotides. The record is from the annotation of a GenBank genome assembly. NCBI's taxonomy places the organism in Eukaryota, Fungi, Glomeromycota, Glomeromycetes, Archaeosporales, Ambisporaceae.
AUCCUGACAUUAUCAAAAUCCUGAAAUUAUCAAAAUCCCGACAUUAUAAAGAUACUGACAAUAUCAAGGAUCCUGACAAUAUUAAGAUCCUGACAAUAUCAAGAUCCCGACAUUAUCAAGAUCCUGACACCAAAGAAUUAAUUGGCUUAGAAAGGUUUUUAAAGUUAAGCAGUUUACUUGUAGGUUUAUCUUUAGGAAAAAUUGGAAAUUUGGUUGAUAAUGUUGGAAUGAUUGCAUUCACAGACUGGAAUCCCUUUAAUAUUAUAUCCGAUGCAGCUG